GGAAACAGGCAGAGGUGGUGUGAGGGGUGUUCAGUUCCGUGCAUGGUGGUAGGUCUUCACGCUUCGACUGACAUUUUGAAACAAGCGUCGUUAACAUCUUCACGUGAAAUAAAAAUGUGGAGUAUUGAUCAAGCCCUGGGUCUCAUUAAUAUAGUGACGCUUGUCUGCCAACUUCCCUUAACUUUGCAGGCAUCAGCUGUUGAUGUGCAGUAUCCAAAGAAAGAACUAAAACUGAUUGAAGGUGACACCAUGAAACUGAAUUGUACGGUAGUGUAUCAGCCGGAAAAUUGCACAGAGCUGACAGUCAACUGGUACAGAAGAUCUGACAGUGGUGAAUGUCAAAUUCUAUCUGAGCCGGACAGACAACUCAUCUCUAUGAAUGAGACAGAACACCACAACGUGCGAAACAGAGAUGUGAUGUUUGAGAUGUGGAAUAUCUCUGCCAAAGAUGCUGGGCUAUUCCAGUGCCGGGCCUCCUGUGGCAGUUCAAACGCUAUGGGCCACCUUGUUACUCUCAUCAUCGAUCAGAGUUCAGCAGGUAGGACUCCAAAGGCAGCUAGCCGCUGUGGGACAAAUCGGGCUGACAUAGUCCUAUUGGUGGCUACAGCGGCAGCACUCUACCUGUGGCUGGAGUGUCAGAUUGUGUCUUGAAGCUGCCUGACAGAGGGCCACAACAGAAGACUCCCAUGAAACCAAACAGCACUGUAUUUCUUCAGUUAUGUUCAGGUGCAUCUUACAAAAAUAAUAAUGGAAAAGCUCUUUUUUUUUUCUGUAAUUUUGCAUCAAAGUAAAACUUUCAUAUCAUCUGGGGCUUCGGACUUGUAACCGGAGGGUUGCCGGUUCGAACCCUGACACACUCCUAACCCCUCAC
Alosa alosa (allis shad) is the source of this 871-nucleotide messenger RNA. RefSeq lists its product as uncharacterized. The coding region runs from base 43 to 651 and encodes 202 amino acids. The record is from RefSeq and is a predicted model, not a curated record. NCBI's taxonomy places the organism in Eukaryota, Metazoa, Chordata, Actinopteri, Clupeiformes, Clupeidae. The transcript is spliced from 4 exons.